CACAGUCACACUCUGAGUCUCACACAGGUAAACACUAAACAAGGGUUUAUGCUUUAUGAUGUUGCAGAGGGUUUAGUAUUAGCUUCAUUCUCCUCAAAAAUGGCGUCUCUGCAAUCUAUCAGCCGUUCCAGAUGUUCCAAGUUCUCUUACUUAUUCAAGGUACGACCUUUUCAUCCCUCUCAUUUUACUUCCAUUAAUAGCUUUCACAACAACCUUAAAACCCUAGCCAAAACCCUAAGCACCUCCACCGUCCCGUAUGAAUUCCAAAGGUCACCUCCUCAGCAACCUCCACCGUCCGAUUCUAGGCCUUUCCCUGAUCAGUGGGGAUCACAGCCACAGGGAAACACAAACCCUAACCAGUGGAACUCAUACCAGGGUCAGAACCCGAGCUAUGGUGGUGGAUAUCCUAAUCAGGGUCAGAAUCGCGGAAUUCCUAACCAGGGAAAUCCUGGGUAUGGAAACAAUCAAUGGAAUUCUCAGACUCAGUAUCAGAACCCGGAUUAUCAGCAAUCCAGAGGGUUGAAUCAGUGGAACAACCAGAAUCCAAGUUACCCUCAACGCCCAAACCCAAGUCAGUGGAGUGGACAAGUUCAAAACUCUAAUCAGAUGAGCAACAAUCAAGCUUUAAAUCGAGGCCAAGGUCAGGCUUUUGAGAAUCAGAUUCCCAAUGUUAUCCAACCUUCUGUUUCAGAUUUAGGCCGACUGUGUCAAGAGGGGAAGGUGAAAGAAGCUAUUGAGUUGAUGGACAAGGAGGGGGUGAAAGCGGAUCCAAAUUGUUUUCAUGCUUUGUUUGAGUUGUGUGGGCAAUCGAAAUUGCUGGACAAUGCUAAAAAGGUUCAUGAUUUCUUUUUGCAAUCUACCUGGAGGAGUGAACGUCAGCUGAUCAAUAAGGUUAUUGAAAUGUAUGUGAAAUGUGGGAGCAUGACUGAUGCACGGAGAGUGUUUGAUUAUAUGACUGACCGAACUCUUGAUUCUUGGAAUUUGAUGAUAAAUGGAUAUGCAGAUAACGGAUUAGGAGAUGAUGGAUUGCAAUUAUUUGAGCAGAUGAGGGAAAAAGGAUUCCAACCUAAUUCCGAGACUUUUCUUGCAGUGUUUUCGGCUUGUGGUAGUGCAGAUGCUGUGGAAGAAGCGUUUAUACAUUUCGAAUCAAUGAAAACCGAGUAUGGAAUUGCUCCAGAGAUGGAGCAUUAUUUGGGGAUACUUGGUGUUUAUGGUAAGUGUGGACAUCUAAAUGAAGCAGAAGAUUACAUUGCGAAACUCCCUUUCGAGCCCACUGUGGAAGUUUGGGAGGCUUUGAGAGAUUAUGCUCAGAUUCAUGGGGAUGUUGAUCUUCUAGACCGUACUGAGGAGAUCAUUGCUGCUCUUGACCAGUCUAAGGCUGUUACAAAUAAGAUCCCUACUCCACCACCCAAAAAGCUUAAUGCCAUUAACAUGUUAGAUGGAAAGAACAAGAUUGUUGAGUUCAAAAAUCCAACUCUAUACAAGGAUGAUGAAAAGUUGAAAGCCCUGAGUGGAAUGAGGGAAGCUGGUUAUGUCCCCGACACGAGAUAUGUGCUUCAUGACAUUGAUCAGGAAGCCAAGGAGCAGGCCUUGCUCUAUCACAGCGAGCGGCUGGCAAUUGCGUAUGGCCUGAUUAGUACUCCGGCGAGGACACCUCUUAGGAUCAUUAAGAAUCUGCGAGUCUGUGGAGAUUGCCAUAAUGCCAUCAAGAUCAUGUCCAAGAUUGUUGGGAGGGAAUUGAUUGUUAGAGACAACAAAAGAUUUCAUCAUUUCAAGGAUGGAAAAUGCUCUUGUGGAGAUUACUGGUAAUCUUUAUGAUUGGCUUUCACUAUUAUACACAGCUGACAAAGAUUUCCUCCCUCAAUACAAUUAUUGUGUAAAGCUUAAAAAAUUGACAAGGUUGAUGGGAUUUUAUGGAGAUGAGCAUCAGUUCUUCUAGUUGUAGGAAGUGGCCAUUUGCAGCUAUAUAAAUGUGUUAUCCUGUUGCUAUGAAUUCAAUCAAUUAUUUUCUAGAAUGUCAAAUAUAAUAACUACUUUCCUUUCUUUAUGUGAAAUUUUCCGAUGGCAUGAGCUUAUGGAUACCGAUAAUAGAAUGCAUAUCGGUUUGUCUGGCAAA
Cannabis sativa is the source of this 2116-nucleotide messenger RNA. Its product is annotated as pentatricopeptide repeat-containing protein At2g15690, mitochondrial. Gene Ontology annotation, biological process: RNA modification. The record is from RefSeq and is a predicted model, not a curated record. Gene Ontology annotation, molecular function: RNA binding; protein binding; zinc ion binding. The transcript has a single exon. The coding region runs from base 49 to 1809 and encodes 586 amino acids. Lineage: Eukaryota; Viridiplantae; Streptophyta; Magnoliopsida; Rosales; Cannabaceae.